AGCGCCGCCUGGCCUGGGCCGGACCCGGUCAGGGUUCUCAAGCUGUCGUCCCUAUGGGGCUGUGUUUUCCUUGUCCCGGGGAGUCCGCGCCUCCCACGCCGGACCUGGAAGAGAAAAGAGCAAAGCUUGCAGAGGCUGCAGAGAGAAGACAAAAAGAGGCUGCAUCUCGGGGAAUUUUAGAUGUUCAAUCUGUGCAAGAAAAGAGAAAGAAAAAGGAAAAAAUAGAAAAACAAAUUGCUACAUCCGGGCCCCCACCAGAAGGUGGACUUAGGUGGACAGUUUCAUAAAGCAUAACAUGAGUAGAAGAAUCUACUGCCAAUAACUGUUUAUUAUCUGCAAUCAAGUGGGCUUCAUCAAUUUAAUUUCUUCUCUUUGAGUAAAUGAAGAUUCAGACUUUGUAAUAUUAUUGCCCUUAAGUGCAAUGCUAAAAAAACGUUGAUUUUCAAGCUUAGAGAAUGGCUAGACUUUUCAUUAAAUACUGAUUUUCCUACAUUUGCUCUUCUGCAGUUAGUGGGUGAUUUGCUAUUUUUCUUAGUAGUUAAAAAAUGGAACUAAAUAGUGAAUAUACAUACACUGCAUGUAAACAUUCUGCAUAUACCUCUAAGAUUAAAAUUCGCAGUUGUCUUUUCAUCCUUUAUAAAAUGAUCUAACUACUUAUAUUUGUGCUGCAUCGCGUUACAUCUGUUUUUAUUUCACUAUGAAGAUGUUUGAUUAAACUUAUGGACUUAGUGCCUUUAAACUGAUCAUCAGGGAGAAUCUUGAAAAAAUCAUUUGAAGGGCUGAUGUGAAGGAGCACUGUAAAUUUUUAUAACUUAGUAAUGAGUAUUCUUAGGCAGAUGUAAAAUUUUUUCCAAUUUAUUUUUAUUUAUGUAGCUUAUAAAAUUAACAUACCCUGUUUUACUUUAUGAUAAAGGAUUUUUUGUUUGCUGAAUUUAAAAUUAUAUAUUAGUGAUACCAUCAGAGGGCAGUGAUGUUCUAUUGUAUAUUAAAUUCAGCUCUGUAAGGAUCUUUGUAGUAAUUGAAUGAGUUAAACUAAUAAUCUGGAUGGGUUAUAAUGAGUAGUAAUAUAUUUGUCCAUAUUUCAUAAGUAGUGUUAAUCUUGUGUACUUAUUAGAGAACGAUCAUAAGAUUUAUACAGAUGUGAAACUGCGAAGGCAAGUAUGAAUGUAUGAAAAAAACAUGUAGGUACUGUACUUACAAAAGGUCUACUUCAGAUAUAAAAAUAUUAGGUAAUUCUAUACAAUGCAUAGUCAUAAACCUUAACAUUUUUGUUCAUUAGAAACAUGAAUUUUAUAGCAUUUUUUGUUUCUCCUAUAUAAUACACUGAAAUAAAAGAAUUUGUGUUAGCUAUUAAGGCUGAUAGCUCUUUUAAAUGGCAAGGCCACAUGUUGAGCCCUAAAUUAAAAUUUGCAGAUAUUAAGUGCUAAUAGAAAUUUUAAGUUAAAUCGACCAAGUUCACUUGCUUUACACAAAGGAAACUGAGCCACUAUCUUCAUCUACCCCUCCAACAAAAAUUAUGUUAUACUGCAGUGUAUUGUACAUGUUAAUUUUUAAAAGUUUGAACUAUUAUAUAAUACAGGUCUCUUGACUUCUCAUGGAAAAAUUAUUUUUUCUAUUAUGGUGUGAAAUAUUGUGUGAAUAUCUAGGCAAAACAUAACAAUUUGGCUCAAUUUUCUUCUUUAGAGGAUUCGUGCUGUUUUUGUUCAUAAAGGGUAGUGAAAUCAUUGAACUAUAUUUUAGAAUGAAAAUUUUUGAUUUUAUUAAAAUGAUUUUUUCAAGGCAGAAAGUAAAAGGAAUGAUUGAUAGCGGAGUGCAUAUAGAGCUAGAGCAUAUCAUCCUUGAACUCUGCAAAUCCUUUCUUCCAUUUUAAUAUAGCAAGAACAAUUUUGUCUUUACUACAUCUUAAAGAAUUAGAACUUGGGUUGGUGUAAGUGACUUACUUCCAGGGAAUCAUGCCCUAUUUCUACCAGCAGGUCAUACCCAAAUGUCACACUAUCUAUUGUUAACCAUGAAUGAUAUUCAGAUCUAUUACUUUUCGUGAAAAGUGGAACAUGUUACUUCCAACCAUGGCCUGUCACCGUGAGUGUGAUCAGCUUUCUCCAAAACCACAUGGGUCGCAGGAGCUAAGGGGUGGUACCCAAAUGUUAGGAACAGUGUUAGGAAAGGGCAAGGGAAAAGAAGUGACUGGAUGUCUUAUGAGAAACCGGUAAAUGACUAAAAAAAAAAGCAAAUGACUAAAAACAUGACUAAAAAAUUAUAUAUAUAUAUAAUAUAUAUAUUAUAUAUGUGUGUAUAUAUAUACACAUAAUAUCUGCAAAUUCUAAUUUAUAUAUGUGUGUGUAUAUACACACACACACAUGCACAUACACACAUACGUCCAGACAUCUCCCUCAUAAAAUAACCAUCAGUUUCUAUGAAAACCUUAAGUGGAAGCCAAUUUCCCAUAGUAAAUAAUUUAGGAGAAAAUUAUAAUGCUUAAAAUGUUGCUCAAACCCCUGACCUAUUACUAAACUAUAAUUGGAACAGUAAAAUGCAUAUAUGUAACUAUCAUAUCAUGAUUUAAAAUUGCUUAAACCAUUGCUGCUUAAUACUAAUCAAACUUAACGGCUGCUAACAAAAGUUGUGAAUUAUUACACGGCCUCUUUGUAACGUGCUGCAUGUUUUUUAAAACAUCUCUGUGUUUCUGUUUGUUCCACUGCUGGUAUUUGGAAUGUAAUUUAACAGUUCUCACACAUGGUUUGGUUAUAAAUUCUGUAUUGCCUUUUAGGGAUAUAAAUAUACAUUUUUUUCUAUGUAAAAAUUAGCUUUAGCUGUCUCUUUAACAAAAUUUUAUCUUUACUACAUCCUAAAUACUUAGAACCUGAGUUGGUGGUUAGGGAAACCUCAGGAACAUUUUAAUCACAUUGGGAUUCAGAAGAGCAACAGAACCAAAGGUUGUUUGGUGUGUUCAUACAAUCCCUGGAUUUAUAGGUGGAUUUUCUAUAAAGGAAAAAUGAUGUAAUUAGUAUCCUGUUUUUUCCUAAAGAAAUAAUACUAUCAUAAAAAUUCUGUCUAUCCUUUGUACCCCAGGAAAAUGGACAUGAACUUUGAAUUUUCCCUUUCUCCAAAUGUUUGACUUUUUAUUUUCACUGAUAAGCAUUAUGCUAUGUUCUUAGAAGACAAAAGCAGCUCUUGCCAGUUUUGAAUAAUUUCUGCAUGAAUAGACCAGUAAGAGGUAAGUAGCCAUGACUGCCUAUAUGUGUUGAGACAUAAGGUAUAUUUCUUUAACAUCUCCAAGCAAGCAUUUCAAAUUCUCUUAACUACUAAACAUGCUCUAAGCUAAUUCAAAUAUAGUAUUGUGGCUUUUUUCUUCAAUUUUCUCAAAAGCUACAGACACAAGGCAUUUGUAUGUAUAACAGACUUUGAUGAAGUUUUGGUUCCAGUAACUCAAAACACUAAGUUUCCCAUUUGAUAUGGCUUUUUAUUGUUCUAGUCUCCCUCUUCUAGUUAUGCUUCAUCUUGCAAAUAUUGACUUUGAAUGUGAUAACUAUUGCCUACAAAUUAAGUAUUCAUACAUUACUCCUGUGGAUAUCAUACUUUUUUGUUAUUAUAUCCUGAAUUGCAUUGGCUUUUUUUGGUUUUGUUUUGUUUUUUGAGAUGGAGUUUCACUCUUGUUGCCCAGGUUGGAGUGCAAUGGCACAAUCUCAGCUCACCGCAACCUCUGCCUCCCAGGUUCAAGUGAUUCUCCUGCCUCAGCCUCCCUAGUAGCUGGGAUUGCAGGCAUGUGCCACCACGCCUGACUAAUUUUGUGUUUUUAGUAGAGACAGGGUUUCUCCACGUUGGUCAGGCUGGUCUCGAACUCCUGACCUCAGGUGAUCCCUGCCGCCUUGGCCUCCCAAAGUGCUGGGAUUACAGGCAUGAGCCACCGCGCCCGGCCUGCAUUGGCUAUAUUUAUAAUACCAAAUUUGUGUUGAGUUUUGAGUUAAUGUCUUCUAGUUAUCAAAACAGGUUUGAUCCAUUCUUUGCAAGUACCUCUAACUUAUCUCAAGUGGAACUAAUUAGUUUUGCACACAGAUUGGUGCUCUCUAGGCUAUUUCCCUGAAAUUUAUCUUGUUACAUAAGUCAGAUAUCAAGGAGUUAUGCUAAACUCCUUUUCCUAUCAAACUCCUAAAAUGCCCUUUUCUCUGUCUAUAUUUCUUAGACAUAGUUACAUUAUAAAUGUAACAGAUAUAUUUAAAGUAGGUUAAUACCAAGUGUCUCAGGUAGAAAAUUCUCAGAGGUUCCACAAAAACUUCUGGAACUAAUAAAUGACUUUAGUAAUCUUGCAGAAUGAAAAGUAUAUGAAAGUCAAUUCUAUGUUUAUAUGCAAGCAAUGAAAAAUCUGUAAUUGAAAGUGGGAAAAUUUAAAUUACAAUAUCAACAAAUAAAAUAUUUAGGAAAAAUAAAACUGUAGACAUUAAAAAUGACAAAACAUUGCCAAUAAAUUAAGAUCUAAAUGAA
Homo sapiens (human) is the source of this 4479-nucleotide messenger RNA. RefSeq names its product small VCP interacting protein (gene SVIP). The record is from RefSeq and is marked reviewed. Lineage: Eukaryota; Metazoa; Chordata; Mammalia; Primates; Hominidae. Gene Ontology annotation, cellular component: smooth endoplasmic reticulum membrane; membrane; Golgi membrane. The transcript is spliced from 4 exons. Bases 54 to 287 code for a protein of 77 amino acids.